Molecule: messenger RNA, 2696 nt
Organism: Macroventuria anomochaeta
Lineage: Eukaryota; Fungi; Ascomycota; Dothideomycetes; Pleosporales; Didymellaceae
Exons: 1
Coding region: 193-2553 (786 amino acids)
Cellular component (GO): membrane
Source: RefSeq, a predicted model, not a curated record
ACGCGCAACACGCAACAGUACACACGCCCCAGUACCACACGCCCAGGCGUGCAAUAACUGAGCUUACGCAGGCCGAGCGCAUUGCAGCUAGCAGGUGGUUGCUCGCUUGACUCAAGUCGCAGCACUGACGUUUGGCACAGAACAAUUGUCGACGUGCUGUUCCUUCCUGACGAUACCCAUUGACCGACCACCAUGGCCGGCGUCAUCACCAACGAGCAGCAGGGCCUGUCGCCCGUCAACCAGCAGUACCAGAAGAAUGGCGUGCCUGACGGAACCCAGCCUCACCCAGAUCCUCACAGUGGCACCACCGGCGUCGGAUACGGACCGCAGAUUGUCAGCACCUCAGAAGGGCUGGACAUCGUGGCUGGCCCGCUCCUCAACUACAGGCACACCAGCACCAAUGGCGGAGAGACACUGUGGCACGGCAGCAUCCUGAUCGUCACCACGCCAGGACAGCAUGAUCCUGUCAUGGUAGUGGCGCCCGCGGGCCCCGUCGACCCGAAUGCAGGCAACGUCCAGUUCAGCAGACCCCAGCCCGUAAGAAUCGGUGGAGAGAAGCUAUACGAGGACCCCAAGCGCGCAUUCUGGCGCUUCAUCGUCGAAGUGCCGUUCCAGCAGUUCGAGGCGCGAUGGCAGUACGAGUUCCAGCAUCAGGUGUACGCGGACCGCAGCAAGGCAGAGAAGCCGCAGAACUUUGCCGUGCCUUCGAUUCACCAGUCGAUGCGCAUCAUGUUUCACUCGUGCAAUGGCUUCAGUGUUGGCACCGAUGUUGACGCUUGGUCUGGCCCAGCGCUCUGGAACGAUGUUCUGCGUAUGCAUGAACAGAGGCCUUUCCAUGUUAUGCUUGGUGGAGGCGACCAGAUCUACAACGAUGGAGUGCGUGUUGAUGGACCAUUGAAGCCUUGGACCGCCAUUAGCAAUCCUCACAAGCGUCGCGACUUCGCUUUUGGCGAGCAGAUGCGCGCGGACUGCGAUGAGUACUACUUCCAGAACUACGUCAAGUGGUAUGGUCAGCGACCUUUCUCCACAGCCAAUGGUCAGAUUCCGCAGGUCAACAUUUGGGAUGACCACGACAUCAUCGACGGAUUUGGAUCGUACACCGACCACUUCAUGAAGUGCGCCGUCUUCAGAGGCAUCGGUGGCGUCGCGCACAAGUACUACCUGCUCUUCCAACACCACUUGGCUCCUCCAAAGAGCACAUUCACCACCGAUGCGCCCAAGACGACAAGUGCGGACCCCAGCGGAACGACUCCGGCGGAUCCUGUGCAGCUGGAGAAGACCUGGGUCAUGACGGACGACAAGGGUGAUCCGUCGUACAUUAUUGGACCAAAGCCCGGCCCAUACGUCGAGGAGCGCAGCCGAAACAUCUACUGCCAGUUGGGAGCACGUAUUGCAUUUGCUGGUAUCGAUGCACGAACGGAACGCACUCGUCAUCAGAUCAACUACCCGGAAACGUACAAGAUGGUCUUCGAUCGCUUGGACAAGGAGUUCUCGGCGAACACGAACCUCAAGCAUCUCAUCUUCCUGCUUGGUGUGCCGAUCGCGUAUCCGCGUUUGAUCUGGCUUGAGAACAUUUUGCAGUCUCCGCUCAUUGCGCCCAUCAAGUUCUUGAACAAGCGGUUCGGUUUGGCAGGCUCGUUCUUCAACCAGUUUGAUGGCAAGGUCGAUUUGUUGGAUGAUCUAGAUGACCACUACACAGCGCGUCAGCACAAGACUGAGCGCCGCGAGCUCGUCCAGAUGCUACAGAACUUCUCGAAGAAGCACUCUGCUCGCGUCACCAUUCUCGGUGGCGACGUACAUCUUGCAGCCGUUGGACGUUUCUACUCCAACCCCAAGCUUCAGAUCCCAGCCGAGCAUGACUGGCGCUACAUCCCAAACGUCAUCAGUUCCGCCAUCACCAACAAGCCCCCACCCGCCGCCGUAGCCAACCUGCUCGCCAAGCGCAACAAAAUCCACCACCUGGACCACGACACCGACGAGACCCUCCUCGAGAUCUUCAACCGCGACCCCGGCGUCAAGGGCGAAACGCACGUCGUCCGCGCCGGCACGGAACCCAUCUCCACCUCCAACGGCCUCGCAAACGGUGAGCACACCGACGCGCCCACCAAGGAAGAAGCGCAUAAGGGCGCCGCAGUAGUCAACGGCAACAAGGUUGACCAGAAGACCCGCAACUCAAACCACGCUACCAUGCCCUCCCGCAACUACGCCAUCAUCUGCGAAUCAACACCGCCCUCAACCUCAACUCUGUCUGCGCCCGCCGCUGCACCUGGUCAGGCACCAAGCAUCAACGGUGCCGCGAGCGCGAUCUCUGCGCCGCCUGAGAGGAAGGGGAAUAUGCGCCAUGCAAUCCAUGAUGGUGAGAAGAAUGCUGGGACUGGGCAUCCUGCGGCCCAGGGGCUGACGCCUACGGGGCUUUGUGGGCCCUUUGGACUAGAUGUUACGCUUAGAGUUGAAAUUAGCAACUCUGAUAGAGAGGGCAGGACGGAUGGGUAUGGGUUUAGUAUUCCGGCGCUCGAUGCGGGCGGGUAUGCGCAGCAGGGGAGUAGUUGGUAGAAUGAGGAAGGCAAGGGUCGAGGGGAGGCCUGGACGGUUCCGGGGCAUGUGGAGGAGAUGGGCGGUGGUGACGGGUAGAGAGAGAGCUUGUGAGAAGAGAGAGAGAGAGAGAGAGAGAGAGAGAGAGACGGAUGGGAGAGGGG